ACAAAUCUGAUUCUUGAACCCUUUUUCUUAUACCUAUUUUGUUUUGUUUGUUUCUUUUGUAAUAAAGGACUCGUUGACCUAACUUUUUGGCUAUAGCAAGCUCAAUCCUUUUAAGCACUCCUUUCUCUAUUCUCUGCCUUUCUUUUUCUCUCUUCCCAGUUCCAGACAACCCUAGAUCUCCCUCUCUCUCCAUUUGCUCCUCAUUCUAAUUACAAGACAACUACUUCUAGUAUAAAUACAUAUGCUUGGAUGUCCAGGGAGGGAUUGGAUGAAAUAGGAAAGAGGAUUAGAAGUACUACUGAUGCAGUAGUACCAAAUAUUAUUGAUAACAACAAUAAUUCUGAUCAUCAUCAUCAUCAUCAUUAUCAAAUGGGAAGAAGAGUGCAAUCAUUUGGUCCACCAGGGACUUUGAACACCAUUACACCUUGUGCUGCAUGUAAGCUUUUGAGAAGAAGAUGCGCCGAAGAAUGCCCUUUUUCUCCCUACUUUUCACCUCAAGAGCCUCAAAAAUUCGCCGCUGUUCACAAAGUUUUUGGUGCAAGUAACGUGUCCAAGAUGCUUAUGGAAUUGCCAGAAAGCCAGAGAGCCGAUGCGGCUAAUAGUUUGGUUUAUGAAGCAAACCUGAGGCUGAGAGAUCCAGUCUACGGUUGCAUGGGGCUAAUCUCAGCAUUGCAACAGCAAAUCCAAACUUUACAAGCUGAGCUUAAUGCAGUAAGGACUGAGAUAUUGAGAUACAAAUUUAGAGAGGCCACUACUAAUAGUCAUAAUCAUCACAUAGUUUCUUCUACUAAUACUAGUACUAGCACUACUACUACUCAUCAAGCUGCGCUAGCCAAUUUAAUGUCACCACAUCAUCACCAUAAUCAUAAUAAUAUUCAUCAAGGUGUGGUGUCCAUUGCUUCAUUACCGUCCCAAUUAGCUAUUUCUCACUCUACUCUGUCGCCCGGUCCUCCUCACCGGCUGCCACCACCGUCGCCGCCACCUCCUCCGCCUUCUAUUGUUGUUUCGGCGUCUUCUACUACUUCUUCUUCAACUUCUUCUCUAUAUACGUCUACUAAUACGACAGGUUAUAGCUCCAUUUCGAGCGACAAUGUUCCCUAUUUUGAUUAAAUUAUUAUUAAGAUUAUUAUUGGUAGCAUUAAUUAAUUGGCAAUAUUACUUUUUAUUUUCUGUAUUUUAUCUCUAUUGUUUGGUGACUUAUUUCUUUUUGUGGAUCGAUUUGAUCUGAUCUUAUAAAUAUUUUUUGGUUAUAGUUUCAUGAUCA
Molecule: messenger RNA, 1264 nt
Organism: Humulus lupulus (European hop)
Lineage: Eukaryota; Viridiplantae; Streptophyta; Magnoliopsida; Rosales; Cannabaceae
Product: LOB domain-containing protein 15-like
Exons: 3
Coding region: 250-1110 (286 amino acids)
Source: RefSeq, a predicted model, not a curated record